Messenger RNA from Penicillium daleae, 1650 nucleotides. RefSeq names its product MFS transporter. Lineage: Eukaryota; Fungi; Ascomycota; Eurotiomycetes; Eurotiales; Aspergillaceae. Gene Ontology annotation, biological process: transmembrane transport. Bases 1 to 1650 code for a protein of 549 amino acids. The record is from RefSeq and is a predicted model, not a curated record. Gene Ontology annotation, molecular function: transmembrane transporter activity. The transcript has 4 exons.
AUGCCCGAGCAAACAGAGGACGAUCACCUCUCAACCACCUCAUCCGCGGACAUCGAGUCACUCGAUACGGACCACCAUGCCGACGAGGAAAACGGACAGGCCGCCCUGCCACUAGAGAAACAAACCACAGCGGCAUCGGGGCUCUCUGUGUUCGAACAGCGUGCGCAAUCGGUCGUGUCGCGCAUUCGCAGUCGAGAUCCGGGGCAGACAGCCAAGUUUACGCAUCCGUUGACGCAUACGAAGACGAGUCCGGAUGUUAUUGUGGAUUUUGAAGGCCCGGAUGAUCCGUAUAGACCAUUGAAUUGGAGUUUUGGGAAGAAGGCUACUACGACGGUGUUAUAUGGGUUGACGACGAUGGGUGCGACAUGGGCUAGUUCUGUUUACUCCACGGGCCAAGAACAAGUCGCUCACGAGUUUGGCGUUUCCAUGGAAGUUUCGACACUGGGAACUUCACUGCUACUAUUCGGUUUGGGUCUGGGUCCCCUCGUAUGGGCACCGCUGUCCGAGGUGUAUGGUCGCAAACCGGCUGUGCUCGCUCCCUACUUCGUUGCAGCGAUUAUGUCGUUCGGUACUGCAACUGCAAAGGACCUGCAGACGAUCAUGUUGACCCGAUUCUUCACGGGCUUUUUUGGCUCGGCACCAGUCACCAAUACUGGUGGUGUUCUAAGUGAUAUCUGGACACCUGAACAGCGCGGCGCUGCGAUCGUCGGAUACGCCAUGGCUGUUGUCGGUGGUCCGGUCCUGGGUCCUAUUGUCGGUGGUGCCAUUGUUCAGAGCUACCUCCACUGGCGAUGGACUGAAUAUAUUACCGGCAUCAUGAUGAUGUUCUUCCUCCUUCUUGACCUCAUCUUCAUUGAUGAAAGUUACCCACCAGUCCUUCUAGUCUAUAAGGCUCAAAGACUUCGCUUUGAAAGCGGAAACUGGGCUCUCCACGCUCGACACGAAGAGUGGGACGUGACCCUCAAAGAACUGGGCAACAAGUACCUCGUCCGACCCUUCCAGCUCCUCGCGACACCCAUCUGCUUCCUCGUGGCAUUAUACGCCUCCUUCGUCUACGGUAUCCUCUACCUCAGUCUAGCAGCAUUCCCCAUCGUCUUCCAAGAAAUCCGUGGAUGGAAUCAAGUCGUCGGCGCUCUACCUUUCCUCGCCUACCUAGUUGGCAUCCUCAUCGGCGCUGCGAUCAACUUAUCCAACCAGCGCUUCUACCUCAAACGCUUCAAGGCAAACAAUAACCGCGCAGUCCCCGAGGCAAGACUGCCACCUAUGAUGCUCGGCUCUGUCGUUUUCGCAGCGGGCAUGUUCGUCUUUGGCUGGGCAAGUCCCAAACACAUCCACUGGAUAGGUCCCAUUAUCGGCGCCGUCAUGAUGGGCUUCGGCUUCUUCACUAUCUUCCAGGCUGCACUGAACUACCUGAUCGACACCUUCCAGCAAACCUCUGCUAGCGCGAUUGCUGCAAAUACUUUCUUGCGCUCUUUAUUUGCGGGCUGCUUCCCGCUCUUCACCAGCGCCAUGUUUCAUAACCUUGGUGUGCCAUGGGCAGCUAGUGUCCUGGGCUUUGUCUCCAUUGCUCUAAUCCCCAUUCCGUAUCUUUUCUAUACGUAUGGAAGACGGAUUCGAGCGCGGGGAAAGUGGUCGCGUGGGUCUCUUUAG